Molecule: messenger RNA, 2202 nt
Organism: Antechinus flavipes (yellow-footed antechinus)
Lineage: Eukaryota; Metazoa; Chordata; Mammalia; Dasyuromorphia; Dasyuridae
Product: transcription initiation factor TFIID subunit 5-like
Exons: 2
Coding region: 1-2175 (724 amino acids)
Biological process (GO): transcription initiation at RNA polymerase II promoter
Cellular component (GO): transcription factor TFIID complex
Molecular function (GO): RNA polymerase II general transcription initiation factor activity; protein binding
Source: RefSeq, a predicted model, not a curated record
AUGGAGGCGCUGGCAGAGAGGCAGACAGAGGUGGUGAUCAAGCCUGAUUCGGAGGGACCCCCUGCGCUCCCUGCCUCGCAGCCGGGCGACUGUCCAGGGGAGAGCAGCCACAACAGCAGCCAUAACGGAGACGAAGGCGGCAGUGUCGCGGCGUCGUCAGCCGGCGGUGAUGGCGGGACCCCGAAACCCGCCGUGCCUCCUCCGGCAGCUGCUGCUGCGGCGGCUACAGCAGCCCCGGAGGGCGCGGCCGGGGCUCCGGCAGCGACUGCCGAGGGCAUCGCUUCUCAGGACCGGCAGACCCUGCUGGCCGUGCUGCAGUUCCUGCAGCGGAGCAACCUACGCGAGUCUGAGGAGAUCCUGCUGCGCGAGGCCAGACUGCUGGAGGAGGCGGCGGGAGCUGGCGCUCAGCGGGAGGUGGACGGACCCGGGGCCGAGGCCACUAGCGCACUGCUGAGCCAGGUCGCCGCCGCUCCCACCGCGGUCGCUCCUGCCCAAGUUGGAGUAGUUGCUGCAGAGGACCAGCCUGAUGUCAGUGCGGUGUUGUCUGCCUACAGUCAACAAGAGGAUCCAGCAAUGUAUGAAGAGCACUACAGUGGACUGAAACAUUUCAUUGAAUGUUCCUUGGACUGUUAUCGAACAGAGUUAUCUCAGUUAUUUUAUCCUCUAUUUGUACAUAUGUACUUGGAAUUGGUCUACAAUCAGCAUGAAAAUGAAGCAAAAUCAUUCUUUCAGAAGUUUCAUGGCGAUCAGGAAUAUUAUUAUCAGGAUGACCUUCGAGUGUUAUCGAGCCUUACCAAAAAGGAGCACAUGAAAGGGAACGAGACCAUUAUGGAUUUUCGAACAAGUAAAUUUGUUUUGCGCAUUUCCCGGGAUUCUUAUCAACUCUUGAAAAGACACCUCCAGAAGACACAGAAUAACCAAAUAUGGAACAUAGUCCAGGAGCACCUGUACAUUGACAUCUUCGAUGGGAUGCCUCGGAGUAAGCAACAGAUAGAUGCUAUGGUGGGAGGUUUGGCCGGAGAGGCAAAGCGAGAGGCAAAUAAGGCACAGGUCUUUUUUGGCUUAUUAAAAGAACCAGAAAUUGAAGUUCCUUUGGAUGAUGAAGAUGAAAAAGGGGAGAAUGAGGAAGGAAAACCCCCCCAAAAAAAACCUAAAAAAGAUAGUAUGGGAUCUAAAAGGAAAAGGCAAGAUCCUAAUGCUCCACCUCAAAACAGAAUUCCUCUUCCUGAAUUGAAAGAUUCAGAGAAGUUGGAUCAGAUAAUGAAUAUGAAAGAAACCAUGAAACGUGUGCGUCUUGGUCCAGAUUGUUUGCCUUCCAUCUGUUUCUUUACAUUCUUUAAUGCAUAUCAGGGUCUCACUGCAGUUGAUAUCACUGAUGAUUCCAGUCUGAUUGCAGGAGGUUUUGAUGACUCCACUGUUAGAGUAUGGUCUGUGAGUCCCAAAAAACUUCGUAGUAUGAAGACAGCAAAGGAUCUCAGCCUUAUAGAUAAAGAAUCAGAUAAUGUUUUAGAAAGAAUCAUGGAUGAAAAAACAGCAAGUGAAAUGAAGAUUUUAUAUGGUCACAGUGGACCUGUUUAUGGGGCAAGCUUCAGUCCUGAUAGGCUUUGGGCUACAAAUCAUCAUGAGCCUUUACGAAUAUUUGCUGGCCACUUUGCAGAUGUGAAUUGUACACGAUUCCAUCCAAACUCUAACUAUGUUGCUACAGGUUCAGCAGACAGAACAGUAAGGUUAUGGGAUGUCUUGAAUGGGAACUGUGUAAGAAUCUUCACUGGACACAAGGGACCAAUUCAUUCUUUGGCAUUUUCUCCCAAUGGGAGAUUCCUGGCUACUGGAGCAACAGACGGCAGGGUACUUCUUUGGGAUAUUGGACAUGGAUUGAUGGUUGGAGAAUUAAAAGGUCAUACAAGCACAGUAUGUUCACUCAAGUUUAGUAGAGAUGGAGAAAUUUUAGCAUCAGGGUCAAUGGAUAACACAGUUCGUUUAUGGGACGCUAUAAAAGCAUUUGAGUACCUAGAGACCGAUGAUUUUACUACAGCCACCGGACACAUAAACUUGCCUGAAAAUUCACAAGAUUUAUUACUAGGAACUUACAUGACCAAGUCAACACCAGUUGUACAUCUCCAUUUUACUCGAAGAAACUUGGUUUUAGCUGCAGGAGCUUAUAGUCCACAAUAAACUAUCAUCUAUAUUAAGACUUUUUGA